CGAAAACUGUUUAUGAACUGGCAUCCCUUCUUCGAAAUGUAAAGCGAGGACCUCUUUAAGUGGCGCCCCCAACUACAGCCGCCGCCGCCGCCGCCGCCUCAAAAUUCAAUAAAAUGAGCUCUUAUUUCGUCAACUCACUGUUCUCCAAAUACAAAACCGGGGAGUCCCUGCGCCCCAAUUAUUAUGACUGCGGCUUCGCCCAGGACCUGGGCGGCCGACCCACCGUGGUGUACGGUCCCAGCAGCGGCGGCAGCUUCCAGCACCCGUCGCAAAUCCAGGAGUUCUACCACGGGCCGUCGUCGCUGUCCACGGCUCCCUACCAGCAGAACCCGUGCGCCGUGGCGUGCCACGGGGACCCCGGCAACUUCUACGGCUACGACCCGCUGCAGCGGCAGAGCCUGUUCGGUGCGCAGGAUCCAGACCUGGUGCAGUACGCCGACUGCAAGCUCGCCGCCGCCAGCGGCCUGGGCGAGGAGGCCGAGGGUUCGGAGCAGAGCCCGUCGCCCACACAGCUCUUCCCCUGGAUGCGCCCUCAAGCAGCCGCCGGACGCAGGCGAGGCCGACAGACCUACAGCCGCUACCAGACCCUGGAGCUGGAGAAGGAGUUCCUAUUUAAUCCCUAUCUGACUCGCAAGCGACGGAUCGAGGUAUCGCAUGCGCUGGGACUGACUGAGAGACAGGUCAAAAUCUGGUUCCAGAACCGGAGGAUGAAGUGGAAAAAAGAGAACAACAAAGACAAGUUCCCCAGCAGCAAAUGCGAGCAGGAGGAGCUGGAGAAACAGAAGCUGGAGCGGGCCCCGGAGGCGGCGGACGAGGGAGACGCGCAGAAGGGCGACAAGAAGUAGGCUCCAGCUGGGACUGCCAGGGCCGCGGCUGCCCUGCGUCCGCAGGUCCCCCGACCGCGCCGCCGUCGUCUGCCCCCGCCCAAGAGAGCUCUGGCCCCGCGAGCGGGGCCGGGAGCCUGGCCUCCCACCGCAGCGUCCCCGCCGCGCCAGUCCCCGCUAGUGGUAGUAUCUCGUAAUAGCUUCUGUGUGUGAGCUACCGUGGAUCUCCUUCCCUUCUCUUGGGGGCCCGGGGGGCAAAAAAAAAAAAAAAAGGAUUUCAAGCAAGGACUCCCUCGCCCUGCGAGGGUGAGCGGCUGCGGCCUGGCUGAGCACCCCCCAUGCCCCCGCCCC
Molecule: messenger RNA, 1175 nt
Organism: Camelus dromedarius (Arabian camel)
Lineage: Eukaryota; Metazoa; Chordata; Mammalia; Artiodactyla; Camelidae
Gene: HOXB8
Product: homeobox B8
Exons: 3
Coding region: 114-845 (243 amino acids)
Biological process (GO): regulation of transcription by RNA polymerase II
Cellular component (GO): nucleus
Molecular function (GO): DNA-binding transcription factor activity, RNA polymerase II-specific; RNA polymerase II transcription regulatory region sequence-specific DNA binding
Source: RefSeq, a predicted model, not a curated record